Molecule: messenger RNA, 1815 nt
Organism: Cornus florida
Lineage: Eukaryota; Viridiplantae; Streptophyta; Magnoliopsida; Cornales; Cornaceae
Exons: 3
Coding region: 1-1815 (604 amino acids)
Biological process (GO): DNA integration
Molecular function (GO): nucleic acid binding; RNA-DNA hybrid ribonuclease activity
Source: RefSeq, a predicted model, not a curated record
AUGGAAGAAUUCAAAUGGGAUGAUACACAUCAAAGGGCAUUUGACCAAAUUAAGAAAUACCUAUCGAGUCCUCCUGUCAUGAUGCCGCUAAGGAAGAAAUGGCCGAUGAAGUUAUAUUUAUCGGCUACUGAAGAAUCCAUUGGAGCUAUGCUAGCACAAGAAAAUGAAGCAGGAAGUGAACAAACAAUAUAUUAUCUAAGCCGAGUUUUAACUCCAGUCGAGUGUAGAUAUAUGCCGAUUAAGAAAUUAUGUUUGGCUUUGUAUUUUGCAGCAAUGAAAUUAAGAGUCUAUAUGUUGCCUGUUUUGGUUUAUAUUAUUUGUCAAAUAGAUCUUAUAAAGUAUAUGCUAUCAAGGCCAUUAAUCACAGGCCGGAUCGGCAAGUGGGCUUUGGCAAUAAUGGAGUUUAACAUUGCAUAUGUUCCACAAAAGGCGAUUAAAGGGAGAGCCUUGGCAUAUUUUCUUGCCGAUCAUCCCUCGCCUGAAAUUGAGUCACAAGUGUUUGAUGAGCUUAACUCAACAACCAUAUUCAUGACCCCUUGGACUUUAAUGUUCGAUGGGUCAAGUACCAGUGAAGGCUCAGGAGCUGGUAUAGUGAUAAUAUCCCUAGCAGGGAACCAAAUUUCGUUUUCCUUCUUUUUGGAUUUCAGGUGCUUAAAUAAUCAAGCCGAGUAUGAUGCAUUGAUUAUCGGCUUGGAAAUUCUACUAGAAAUGGCAGUCAAAGACGUCCAUAUUGUGGGGGAUUCUAGUUUGGUGGUUAAUCAAAUUUCGGAAGACUUUAGAUGUUUAAAUUGGCAAUUAAGGCCAUUCCAUUCAUUGGCAACUCAAUUGGUCAACCAAUUUCACAAUGUGACUUUGGAAUACAGACCAAGGGCCAUGAAUAAAAUAGCUAAUGAUUUAGCACAGACUGCCUCAGGAAUAAGGGUGCCGAAUGAUAAUGAUGAUUGGCGAAUCCCUUACAUCUUGUUCUUGCAACAUCCAACUCUAGAAGCCGAUCGAAGAACAAAAAGGAGUGCAAUCGAUUAUGUACUUAUGGAUGGAGAUCUUUAUAAAAGAUCGGCUGAUGAUGCUUUGUUAUUUCAGUGCAUUAGUAAGUUUGAGGGUUUGAAGAAUAUGGCAAAGUUUUUGAAGCAACAUAUCUUUCACCAAUUUGGAUUACCAGAAACAAUUGUUGCCAAUAAUGGAUCUAUGUUUCGAGCAAAUGAAGUACUACAACUCGGCCGUGAUAUGCAAGUAAAAAUGGUAACUUUAACACCCUACUAUGCUCAAGGGAAUGGUCAGGCAGAGGCUUCAAAUAAAGUUGUGAUUGAAAUUAUUGAGAAGAUGAUAAAGGAUAAGCCGAGGCGUUGGCAUGAAACCCUUUCAGAAGCCUUGUGGGCUUAUAGAAAUUUGAAGCGAACAAGUACCGGAACAACUCGUUAUCGGCUAACAUUUGGCCAUGAUGCUGUGUUGCCGAUGGAGUUAAAUGUGAAAUCGGCAAGGGUGGCUUUACAACAUAAUUUUAUACCUGCCAAUUACAAUGAGACUAUGCUUGCUAAGUUAAAAGAUUUGGAUGAAGUUCAAAAACUUGCUCUGGACCACCUUAUGAUCCAUAAAGCAAAGGUAAUGAAGGCUUACAACAAAAGAGUGAAGUUCAAAUCAUUUGCAGAAUGUGACAUGGUGUGGCAAACGAUUCUUCCACCUGGAAAGGUAGAUAGAGUUUAUGAAAAAUGGUCCCCUACUUGGAAGGGACCAUUUGUGGUUCACCAAGUGUUGCAUGGAGGUGUAUAUAGGCUGAAGGAUUUGAAUAGCAAGGGCACACAGCAAAGAUCUACAUAA